Prorocentrum cordatum is the source of this 3140-nucleotide messenger RNA. Lineage: Eukaryota; Dinophyceae; Prorocentrales; Prorocentraceae. The record is from the annotation of a GenBank genome assembly.
GAGGUGUGCUCCAGCGAGGUGUGGCCGCGGAGGAACGGCAGCGGCGACGCGGAUGUCCUGCCCCCAGAGGCCCCCCCGGGCGAGCCCCUAGCGGCCCCGGCCGCGGCCCUGGCCGCUGCCCCGCUGCCCGCCCUCGACGCGGGGAGCUCCGCGCCCGCGGGCAGGCACGCGGCUGCCUCCUGGCUGGACGCCGGCGGGCCGCCCCUUGGCGGAGGCUCCCCCGCCGCGGCCAGCGCGGCUGCCGCGGAGCCCCCGAGGCAGCCGCCCGAGCCGCGCGUGCCCGAGCCGAAGGCGCUCGUGGAGAGGCUCCUCGCGCAAGACCCCAGCGCGGGCACGGGCAACGCGCUCGAUGCGAGGAGGAUGGAGAUCCUGGACUUCAUAGAGGCUCACGACAUAAGCUUCAUCCAAGCCGCGACCGGCAUGGGCAAGAGCACCAGGAUCCCGCAGUUUGUCAUCGACAAGGAUCCCUCCUUCCAGGUCUGGCAGCUGCAGCCUCGGCGGCUGGCGGCGAAGAGGCUGGCGGAAUACCUCUCGAGAACGCGGGGUGAGGAGGUUGGAUACCGAGUGCGUGCAGACAACAGGGUCGGCCCGACGACGCGGCUCACCUACAUGACCACGGGCUACUUCCUGCAUUUUGUGCUGCACCAGCUGCCGAGGAUGACGUCCUCAUCGGUGUCCUCUGCGAAGUGGUGCACGCAUCUGUUCGUCGACGAGGUUCACGAGUCCAAUGAGGAGACCGAGCUGUGCCUCCUGUUUGUGAAGAUGCUGUCGAGAUUCGGCAAGCUGCCGUUUAAGGUGGUGGUCCUUUCCGCCACUCUGGACUUCCAGUUGUACCGCGACUACUUCGGACGCCCAGAGGUGUCCAGCGACGAGGAGGACGAGGCCGCGGCCCCCGAGCUGGCCGCGAGCUCGGGCGGCGACAGCGACGGCCCCGGGCUGCCCGAGGGCCAGGAGGCCGAGGACCUCGACGGCGCAGCGGCUGCGGCCGGCGCGGGCGCUGCGGCGGAGGCGGGCGGCGCCUGGCCCCCGCCGGCGGGCGAGGAGCCAGCGCCCAGCGCGCCCAGGCGAAAGAGGAGGCAGGUGCUCGUCCCGGAGGACGCGGGGCCGUCGCUCGGCUUGGUGUUCAAGUACGAGAGCGAGGAAGGCGGCAACAAGUGGACUAUUCGUGAGGUGCGGCCAUGGAGCGUCGCGUUCGGCUCUGUCCGCGUGGGCGACUUCUUGAGCGAGAUUGACGAUCGUUCGGUCGUGGACCUGCCGAAUCCCGAGAUCCAGGCGCUGCUGAAGGGCCGCCCUCUGAAGCUGCAUUUUGGGCGCCCGCCCCGCACCGAUCCGCCAAACGUGGCGGAGACCCUCCUGGAUUUGGCGAUCGAAACUCCUUUUCCAGUCGAGAUCAUUUACCUCGAUGAUGUGCACGAGCUUGGCAUUCCAGAGUUCGCGGCCCACAAGGGGCCCGUGCCCUUCAAUACGCAGAAGCACAGUGCAGGCCUCGGGCCGGAGCCGGCCAUGCUCGAGCUGUGUGCCAUCUUGCUUAUGCACGAGUGCUGCUCACCAGACCUCAAUGCGCUCGUCUUCUUGCCAGGGAUCUCCGAGAUCGAGCAUUUCGCCCGCGUAUUGGAGAAGAGGCUUCGAGAGUGUGGAGCCUCGAUAGAUAUAGUCAUUCUGCACUCCAUCACGCUUGCAGAGUCUAGCGAGGUGAGGACUCCGCUGAAUCCUACGGUUCCGACAGCGUACAUCGCCUCCGCGAUCGCCGAGACUUCUAUUACCUUGCCAGAGCUCUCUGUGGUCUUUGACUUUGGUUUAGCCCGCGGUUCAGUCUUCGACCAGGUACUGGAGAUGGAGCAGCUGACGACAAGGCUCGCUUCGAAGACUUCUGGCACACAACGCAAGGGACGCGUCGGCCGCACGAAGCCUGGCAAGGUCUACCGCUUGUAUCCGAAGAUUACGUGGGAUAACAUGCCUGCUGUCGACAACUGGGGCGCUCAGCAAAACCUGGACAGAACGAUAUUGCUGAUCACGAGGACGCUGGUGCGUUUCCUCGGCAUGGAGGUCCGCGAAUUACUACGGAUGCUGGUGCAGCGGCCCGGCGAGGAGCAGAUGGAUUUGGCCAUAGCCCGUCUCGAGGAUAUGGAUGCUUUGUGCAAGGGCAAGAACGACGCUUGGGCGCUGACCGCCUUCGGAGAGUUCGCAGUCUGUAUCGCCGUCCUUGGCCCCCGCCUGGCCCGCCUGGUCUACUGCGGUGCCAUCUUCAACUGCACCCGCAUGGCGAUCGCCCUGGCGGCCGUGCACACUGUGUGUGGCAAGGGCGAGAUCUUCCAGGUGCCGCACGACGUGAUGAAUCGAGGGGCCGCCAGAGAGGGCGAGCCGAUCGAUCUGGGGCGGCAGACGAAAGUCGAGUUCACCUUCGUCGAGCUGUCAGAUCCGGGAAUCACCAAGCUUGGCAUCGUUUUCUGCAAGUUUCACGAGCGCGAGCCAGGAAAGGGCUGGCAGGUCCGCCGGGUGAUCGAGGGAAGCUGGGCGGAGAGCAACGGAGUGUUGGUGGACGACUACCUCAACGAGAUCUACACCGAAGUCGGGGGCAGGGUGAGGAUAACAGCCCUGCAGGAGGUGCAAAUUAUCGAGCUGCUUCGCCACAGACCCGUCACCCUCUUCUUCGAGAGGUUGAUCAUGGUCGACCCAGAGGAGCAGAAGGCGGAGGACUCCCUGGUGUGGGACAGAAAGACGUUGGGCUUGCUCGUGAGAGUGGCCCGCCUUCUGAAGCAAAAUGACGACGGUUACCUGUGCGAGCCAGUGGUGGGCCUCAGGCUGUUCUCGCAGUACUUGAAGCGCAAGCUGCCUCAGGAGGAUGCGGCGGUCAUCUCGAUGCACAAACUGCGGCAGAUCGACGGGGCCUGCAGGGAGGUGUGCUCGAAGCUCCGCUCGCUCUGCAAGGACCGGACGCCCGCGUCGGCCAGGAGCGGCGCGGCAAGGGGGCCGGCAAGGGCAGGCCGCGGCAGCGGGUCCUCGCCAGGCUGCGCGAGGACGCGGCGUUCUGGGGCUGCAACUACGACGAGUCGCUCGCCAACCGGGGCCCCGGUGCCCUUCUCGGCGUCGGGAUCCGAGCCCUGCCCUCACCGAUCCUCGGAGACGAGAAGCCGCCACAG